ACCCCUUGCAGCGAAUCCCUCUCGCUCAAGCUGCCACCCAUCCCUGGGUCCUGCUCCAAUCUGCCCUGCCCUCCUCUCUCGCUUCUUCCUCUGCUCCAUGAGACCCUCCGGCCUCCCCCAUCCCUUCCUUCCUCCUGGUGGUUGUUCUCCUCUCCACCAAGCUCCGCUCUGCACCACCCUGCACUGGGCUGCGCCGCACUACACCGUGCUGUAA
Closterium sp. Naga37s-1 is the source of this 214-nucleotide messenger RNA. The record is from the annotation of a GenBank genome assembly. NCBI's taxonomy places the organism in Eukaryota, Viridiplantae, Streptophyta, Zygnematophyceae, Desmidiales, Closteriaceae.